CACACUUCUUUAAUAAGAUUAGAACACACUUCUUUAAUAAGGUUAGAACACACUUCUUUAAUAAGAUUAGAACACACUUCUUUAAUACGGUUAGAACACACUUCUUUAAUAAGAUUAGAACACACUUCUUUAAUAAGAUUAGAACACACUUCUUUAAUAAGAUUAGAACACACUUCUUUAAUAAGAUUAGAACACACUUCUUUAAUAAGAUUAGAACACACUUCUUUAAUAAGAUUAGAACACACUUCUUUAAUAAGAUUAGAACACACUUCUUUAAUAAGAUUAGAACACACUUCUUUAAUAAGAAUAGAACACACUUCUUUAACAAGGUUAGAACACACUUCUUGA
Lottia gigantea (owl limpet) is the source of this 348-nucleotide messenger RNA. RefSeq lists its product as hypothetical. The record is from RefSeq and is a predicted model, not a curated record. The annotation marks the transcript as partial. Lineage: Eukaryota; Metazoa; Mollusca; Gastropoda; Lottiidae. The transcript has a single exon.